GAUGUGAUGAUGUCAGCGUGUGAUGCCCUCAGUGAGUGUCAAACGGCAACCGUUGAUUUCCAGUGCGACGCAAGCGAAACUCCGGCGCUGUUUCCCAAUGAUCGCUCGCUCAGACGGGAGCGCGCUGCACACCGCUCGCUAUCGUCGCUAUCUUCAGCUUGGCGCCGCCAGACUCCUCCUUGCCAUCACGCUCAGCACUCCAAUAUGAACGCCACCACAGGUAUUUGCCCAGAGGAGCUGGAGGACCUGAAAGAGGCCUUCGCUAAAAUUGACCUUGACGGCAACGGCUUCAUCAGCAAAAGAGAACUCAACGAGCUCUUCCGGGCCGCCAACCUGGCAGUGCCAGGUUUCAGGGUCCGAGAGAUCGUCGAGGAGCUGACCAAGACCAGCGAUCGGCUCAGCUUUGAGGAGUUCACGCAGAUAGCUCACGGACUAAAAAGCACCGAGGUUGGCAAGACCUUCCGGAAAGCCAUCAAUAAGAAAGAAGGAAUCCGAAACGUGGCCGGAACCUCAGAGCAGGCCGGCACGCAGCACUCAUACUCGGAGGAGGAGAAGGUGGCCUUUGUGAACUGGAUCAACACAUCUCUGGAGAACGACCCGGACUGUAAACAUGUCCUGCCUGCUGAUCCAGACACUGACGAACUCUUUACAGCUGUGGGAGAUGGAAUUAUUCUCUGUAAGAUGAUCAACCUCUCGGUGGCGGACACCAUAGACGAGAGGACCAUCAACAAGAAGAAGCUGACCCCAUUCACCAUCCAGGAGAACCUCAACCUGGCCCUCAACUCGGCCUCGGCCAUCGGCUGCCACGUGGUCAACAUUGGAGCUGAGGACCUGAGGGAAGGCCGGCAGCACCUGGUCCUCGGUCUGCUCUGGCAGAUCAUCAAGAUUGGACUGUUCGCGGACAUCGAGCUCAGCAGGAAUGAAGCUUUGGUUGCUCUGCUGAGAGAUGGUGAGAGUCUGGAAGACAUGAUGAAGCUGUCACCAGAGGAGCUGCUGCUGCGCUGGGCCAACUUUCACCUGGAGGUGGCCAACUCACCCAAAAUCAACAACUUCAGCUCAGAUAUCAAGGACUCAAAAGCGUACUACAACCUUUUGAAUCAAGUCAGGCCCAGAGGGACGGAUAAAGGAAUCCCACCAAUCAUCAUUGAUAUGUCAGGAAUCAGAGAGAAAGACGAGGUACAGCGUGCAGACUUGAUGCUGGACCAGGCAGACAAGUUGGGGUGUCGUCAGUUCGUCACGGCGACCGACGUGGUCCGUGGGAACCCCAAACUCAACCUGGCCUUUGUAGCCAACCUUUUCAAUAGAUACCCUGGCCUCAAGAAACCCGAGAACCAGGACAUAGACUGGGGAUCCAUCGAAGGAGAAACCAGGGAAGAGAGGACUUUCAGGAACUGGAUCAACUCUUUGGGUGUCCACCCUCAUGUCAAUCAUCUCUACGCUGACAUGGAGGACGGCCUGAUCAUCUUCCAGCUGUACGAGAAGAUCAAUGUUCCUGUGGACUGGGAGCGAGUCAACAAGCCUCCUUACCCCAAACUUGGCAGCAACAUGAAGAAGCUGGAGAACUGCAACUACGCGGUGGAGCUAGGCAAGAACGAGGCCAAAUUCUCCCUGGUGGGGAUUGCCGGCCAGGACUUGCAUUCUGGCAAUCGAACGCUCACACUGGCGCUGCUCUGGCAGCUUAUGAGGAGGUACACGCUGAGCAUCCUGGAGGAGCUCGGCGAUGGGCAGAAAGUCACUGACGACACCAUUGUGUUGUGGACCAAUCAGACGCUCAUACAAGCUGGGAAAACGUCAUCCAUCUCCAGUUUCAAGGAUGCCUCCAUUAGCACCAGCAUGCCGGUUCUGGACCUGAUCGAUGCCAUCCAGCCUAGAUCCAUCCGAUACGACUUCCUCAAGACCGUCGACCUGACUGAAGAGGAAAAACUCAACAACGCCAAGUACGCCAUCUCCACUGCGAGGAAGAUUGGCGCUCGCGUGUAUGCGCUGCCCGAGGACUUGGUGGAGGUGAAACCCAAGAUGGUGAUGACCGUGUUCGCCUGCCUGAUGGCGCGCGCCAUGAAGCGGACCUGACGCACUUAACGGAACAGACAACGGCAGAUGAUGUCAUAGCGCUGAUGAUGUCACAAGUUCAAAACCUAGUUACCAGGACCAAGGACAAGAACAUCCUUUUGUUGUUUUUAUAAAUAAAUGAGAUCAUGUCAA
This is a messenger RNA of Syngnathus typhle (broad-nosed pipefish), 2202 nucleotides long. It is a transcript of the gene lcp1, whose product is annotated as lymphocyte cytosolic protein 1 (L-plastin). Gene Ontology annotation, molecular function: actin filament binding; calcium ion binding. The transcript is spliced from 16 exons. Gene Ontology annotation, cellular component: actin filament bundle; actin filament; cytoplasm. Gene Ontology annotation, biological process: actin filament network formation; actin filament bundle assembly. Bases 7 to 2070 code for a protein of 687 amino acids. Lineage: Eukaryota; Metazoa; Chordata; Actinopteri; Syngnathiformes; Syngnathidae. The record is from RefSeq and is a predicted model, not a curated record.